AUGAAGCACAACAACCUCCAUUCCUAUUCCCCUCUUGCUAUCGCCCGAGUCACCUUCCUGGCUCUCUUGCCUCUCCUGCACCAUGCCUCGGCAGACGACUGCCAGCCCUGGACCUGGACAUGGGACGCCGCUCGGAAGGUCGACGCUGCUGCUGCCCCCUCCCGCGCGGCAGUGAAGCCCUACGUGCGGGCGGCGACCGUGAACCCCGGCGAUAUCAACUGCCGCAGCUGGGCGCAGACCUACGACAACGUCGGCUACUGGUCCUGCAGCCAGCUGGCCGACGACUUUGGCAUCACCCUGGACAAGUUCUGGAUGCUGAACCCGACGCUGGCCCCGGACUGCGAGGGCAUCCAGCCGAAUACCGAGUAUUGCGUGGACGGGUUCAUAGAACCCCUCCGCUCCACAGACGGCUUCUGCGGGCCAGACCACAAGAAUGCGACCUGUAUCGGGUCGGAUUUUGGACAGUGCUGCAACGCCGCGACUUGGAAGUGCGGCCAGACCGAAGACGACUGUUCCCCCGGUAUCUGCUGGGAGGGCCAGUGCCCCGGCCACACCAUCUACACGACCGACGGAAACUGCGGCUACGCAUACGGCUUCGCGCUGUGCGCCGGCAAGUGGGGAGACUGCUGCAGCCUGGACGGGGGCAAGUGCGGCACCGGCGACGCCUUCUGUGGGCCGGGGAACUGCCAGUCGGGGAAUUGCACGACAACCACGACAACCACGACAACCACGAUAACCUCCAGCGGGGCCAGUACUAGCGCCCAGACGAAUGGCACUGGGGCUGCUACAGCAGCUACACGAGUAGUGCAGUGA
Dichotomopilus funicola is the source of this 813-nucleotide messenger RNA. RefSeq lists its product as uncharacterized. Lineage: Eukaryota; Fungi; Ascomycota; Sordariomycetes; Sordariales; Chaetomiaceae. The transcript is spliced from 3 exons. Gene Ontology annotation, molecular function: chitin binding. The record is from RefSeq and is a predicted model, not a curated record. Bases 1 to 813 code for a protein of 270 amino acids.